Striga hermonthica is the source of this 648-nucleotide messenger RNA. The record is from the annotation of a GenBank genome assembly. Lineage: Eukaryota; Viridiplantae; Streptophyta; Magnoliopsida; Lamiales; Orobanchaceae.
AUGAACGUGUUCCGGCUAGCUGGAGACAUGACUCACCUCCUCAGCGUCAUUGUUCUCCUCCUCAAGAUACGAACGAUGAAAUCAUGUGCUGGGAUUUCUUUGAAGACCCAGGAGCUGUACACCAUCGUUUUCCUUGCUCGGUACCUCGAUUUGUUCACGAGGUACUACUCCUUUUACAACACGGCGAUGAAGCUGGUUUUCAUUGGGACAUCGGUCUGUAUAGUCUGGUACAUGAGGUCUCACAAAGUUGUUAAGCAAACAUAUAACAAAGAUCAAGAUACCUUCCGGCAUUAUUUCCUGAUCCCUCCUUGCCUUCUGCUAGCCCUUUUAGUCCACCGCUCGUUCACUGUAAUGGAGGUUCUUUGGACAUUCUCUCUUUAUCUAGAAGCAGUGGCGAUUUUGCCGCAAUUGAUACUAUUGCAGCGGACUAAGAAUAUUGACAACUUGACUGGGAAUUACAUAUUUCUUCUUGGUGCAUAUCGGGCUUUCUAUCUUGUUAAUUGGGUAUAUCGAUUCUUCACAGAGCAGCAUAAAGUUCGCUGGAUCCCUUGGUUAUCAGGACUUGUGCAGACUGCACUUUACGCCGACUUCUUCUAUUACUACAUAAAAAGCUGGAAAAACAACGAAAAGCUCAAGCUUCCUGCCUGA